Messenger RNA from Xenopus tropicalis (tropical clawed frog), 1347 nucleotides. RefSeq names its product tektin 1 (gene tekt1). Gene Ontology annotation, cellular component: cilium; microtubule cytoskeleton; cytoplasm. NCBI's taxonomy places the organism in Eukaryota, Metazoa, Chordata, Amphibia, Anura, Pipidae. The record is from RefSeq and is marked provisional. Gene Ontology annotation, biological process: cilium assembly; cilium movement involved in cell motility.
CUAUAGUAGACAUCUGCAUAUACAGCCAAGCAGAUUCAGCGCAGUAAGGAAUACAAUGGCUAAACUGGUCCAGCUUCCACCCAAGUUCCUUCCUAAAGAGUGGAAUAUUGCAAACAAGACAUGCUAUGCCAGAGCAGAGUCUCAAAGAUCCAGAUCUGAGAGACUGGUCGCAGAGAGCCAGAGACUAGUUGAUGAGAUUGAAAAGACAACUCAGAACUCGCAAAAGGAUGUCAACAAAAAACUAGAUCAAAGGUUGGAGGAGAUACAGUUCUGGAAGAAGGAGUUAGACAGCAAGCUGGAAGACACUGUCAAUGAUAUAGCACAGCUGCUGGCAUAUAAAAUUCGACUUGAAAAAGCUCUUGAAAGUUGCAAAGAACCCUUGUCUAUAGCACAACAAUGUCUAAUAGAACGAGAGAAAAGAGUUGGCAUUGACUUGGUUCAUGACGAGGCAGAACGGGAACUCAUCAAAGAAGUAGAAGUGAUCCAGGGAGUAAUGACUUUAUUAGAGCGCACAAUAGAACAAAUUACAGAGCAAAUCAGAAUGAGCCGUUCAGCUAAAUAUUCACUGGAGAAAGACCUGAAAGACAAAUUCCAAGCGCUUAAAAUUGAUAACCACUGCGCAGGUUUAACAAACAACAGUCCUGACAUUGACUACAGUGCUAAUACCGUGAGAAUCGAAGCAAAUUCUGUGACACCCAUUGAAUGGGAGGAUUACACCAAUACUAACAUUUUAAAAGCUGAGAAACAGAGGAACAAUGCAAUAGCGCUCCGAUCUUUGAUUGAUGGCAUCUUGUCUGAGACAGCCAGUGACAUAUGCAAGCAGUGCGACACAGCGACCUACGCCCUGAAAAAUCGCAUACAGGAGACAAAAGAUGCUAAAAAUAAGUUGGAAGAGCAUCUGGCUAAGGUAAUGGAUGAGAUCAGCUCACAGGAGAAAAACAUAGAAAUCUUAAAGAAAGCCCUAGCAGACAAAGAAGGACCCAUGAAAAUGGCACAAACACGCCUGGAUACAAGAACCUUACGCCCCAAUGUGGAGCUGUGCCGAGACCCUGUUCAGUACAGGCUCAUCAAUGAAGUUCAAGAGAUAACAACAAAUGUAGAACGACUGCGUGAAACUUUGGCCCAGGCAGAGGCUGAACUAAAAGCUUUGAACCGUAACCAGCUUUCUCUAGAAGAAGAAAUCCAAGUAAAAGAAAAUUCCAUCUACAUUGAUGAAGUGAUAUGUAUGCAGAUGAGAGAAGCCAUUUCUAUUAAUGCUUUCUAGUACAGUCUUAUCAGUAGGGGAUGUUUUCCAGACCCCACAUUGUGAUGGAUAAUGACAUAAACAUUAAAGAGCAAUCUGUGCAA